Molecule: messenger RNA, 5504 nt
Organism: Neoarius graeffei (lesser salmon catfish)
Lineage: Eukaryota; Metazoa; Chordata; Actinopteri; Siluriformes; Ariidae
Gene: aplp1
Product: amyloid beta (A4) precursor-like protein 1
Exons: 17
Coding region: 230-2374 (714 amino acids)
Biological process (GO): axonogenesis; central nervous system development
Cellular component (GO): plasma membrane; Golgi apparatus
Molecular function (GO): heparin binding; transition metal ion binding; alpha-2B adrenergic receptor binding
Source: RefSeq, a predicted model, not a curated record
ACAGAUCCGGGCUGCGCGUGCGACACUCUGGAUAGAGAGAGAGAGAGAGAGAGAGAGAGAUUGCACGCACGCACAGAAAUCUUCCAGCAUCCCGGUUCACGCAGAGCUGCUGCGGAGAAAGGACAGAUAGCAUAUAGAUUAUAACACAGGAAGCGAAAAGAAAAGAAAAGAAAAGAGAGAUUCUAGUUCAUUCUAAUCAGAAUAAUAAAGGAGGAGGCGGCUCGCGAGGAUGGGAAAUAAAAAGGCGUUUAUGGUAAUGACGUUGUUGACGUGGUGCGCGUGGACAGGAGCGCAGGGUCUGGCUAUGACCGAGGUGAAUGGACCAGUGGGAGGCCCCCUUGUGGUGGAGCCUCAGAUUGCAAUGUUUUGUGGUCGUCAGCUUCUGCACUUGAACACUGCAACAGGUCAAUGGGAGCCGGACCCACAGGGCCGUCAGGGCUGUUUCACCCAGCCUAGCAAGAUCCUGUCCUACUGUCAAGAGAUGUACCCAGGUUUGCAGAUUUCCCACGUCGAAGAAGCUUCCAGUCCUGUUACUAUCCAAGGAUGGUGUAAGAAGGGCUGGGGUCAUUGCCAGACUCGACCUUUUAUCGUUGUUCCUUACCGUUGUUUGGUAGGUGAUUAUGUGAACGAGGGUCUUCUGGUUCCAGACCGCUGUCGUUUUUUGCACCAGGAGGAGCUGGAUUUGUGUGAGAGCUUUGUCUACUGGCAUAACAUCGCUAAAGAGGCGUGCACAGCAGACAGUCUGGAGCUCCAUAGUUACGGAAUGCUCUUACAAUGUGGUAACCGUUUCCGGGGUGUAGAAUAUGUCUGCUGUCCUGGAAGAGGUGGAGCUAGUGGGCGUGGUGAAUAUGAAGGCGGAGACAGUGCACAGGGAGCGACUCCGCCUUUAAUAUCGCUGGCUGGUGAGAAAGAGGCCACCAGCAUGAAGGUGACCCCGUCCACCCCCAGUCCCUCCCCUGAAACAGACCUAGAGGAGGACGACAUGGAGGAGGAAGAGGAAGCCGUGGAGGAGGAAGACAUUGAAGAAGAUGAGGAUGAUGAAGAUGAGGAUGAUGACGAGGCAGCACCCACAACAAUGAAGGAUCCGGAAGCAUACGAUUACCCCAUUGACUCUGGCACCUACCAGGCUUCUGAUUAUCUGGAGAACUUCGACUAUGAGAGGAACUCUCAGGGUGCCAAGACCCCAACCCAACAACCUCAGCUACGUGGGGAUGUGCCCACAGUGCGUCCUACAGAUGGAGUGGACGUCUAUUUCGAGAUGCCCAGUGAUGACAGCGAACAUGCCAACUUCCUCCGCGCCAAGAUGGACCUGGAGGAGCGCCGGAUGAAACGCAUCAAUGAGAUUAUGAAAGAGUGGGCCGAGGCUGAUAACCAGUCCAAGAACCUCCCCAAAUCAGACCGCCAGGCACUGAAUGAGCAUUUCCAGGCCGUGUUACAGACUCUGGAGGAGCAAGUAGCAGGUGAGAGGCAGAGGCUGGUGGAGACUCAUCUUGCACGUGUUGUAGCCACUCUGAAUAAUAACCGCCGUCUGGCACUGGAGAGCUACCUGAGCGCCGUGCAGAGCGAACCACCGCAGCCAGAGCGAGUGCUGCAGGCUCUGAAGCGUUACUUGGCUGCCGAGCAGAAGGAUCGGCGCCACACGCUGCGUCACUACCAGCACAUCGAGUCUGUAGACCCACAGAAGGCCGAGCAGAUGAAGUUCCAGGUAUACACUCACCUCCAUGUGAUCGAGGAGAGGAUGAACCAGAGUUUGGCUCUGCUCUAUAAGGUUCCCACUCUAGCUGACGAGCUCCACGAUGAGAUCCAGGAACUGGUGCGGACCGAGAGAGGCGACAUCAGCGAGCUCAUGACCACAUCGUUCUCCGAGACUCGCACCACAGAGGAGCUGCUUCCUGCCGAGAGUGAGGAAGAGAAGGAGGAUGAAGAGGAGGAGGGGAGAGCUUUCCAGAACCGUCCAUACCCACCUCGCAUAGAUCCUCAGCCAAGCAGCAAGAAAGUGUCUGCUGUAGACGAGUACGAUUACAGCACGUCUGAGAGAGCUCCCACCUAUGAAUAUGAGGAGAAGUUUAACGCCUCGGUGGAGCUGAAGCAGGUGGUCUACAAGUCUCCAGGAAUCCAGCGUGAUGAGCUGCAGCCAGAUGUUCUUGAGACAUUUAACCGUGGUGCCAUGGUGGGGCUUCUGGUGGUUGCCGUGGCAAUUGCCAUGGUAAUGGUGAUCAGUUUGCUCCUGGUGCGUCGUAAGCCAUAUGGCACCAUCAGCCACGGCAUUGUGGAAGUGGACCCCAUGCUGAGUCCAGAGGAAAGGCAGCUCAGUAAGAUGCAGAACCACGGCUAUGAAAACCCCACCUACAAAUUCUUUGAGCAAAUGAACUAAAGUUAAAAUCACACCCCUUUUUCACUCACUUCCUGUUUACCGACAGGGGUUUCCAUAGCAACCCCCGUCCCCCUCCCCAACACUGUAUGUACGUUUCCAUGACCAAACUCAAACAUGGCAGGCAAAUGCAGAGUUUCCACUCAAAUGUUAUUCAACUGCUCUCAGAAAUAAAUAAAAGAGAGACAAGGAGGAGAUUUAUACAUUCGGUCUCUAUAAAAAUCAUUCCUUUGUGUUUAGGAAGAUGCUGAAAUCAUAGCAUGUCAUGCAAUCAUAUAUAAAGCAGAGCUCCAAUAGUAUCUGUUACUGCUCUGGUUUCAGCAUUGAGCUUUUUUAUUUUAUUUUUUUUAAGUGGAAUAUGUGGAAAAAAAGAAAGGAAAAAAACUAUUUUUUAUUGAUUUCCAUUCCAAGCGCUUUUUUUUUAAUUUUAUUUUUUUUGUGUGAAACUGUGAUGUGGAUGAAGUCAUAAUUUAUAUUUCAGCAUGUAAAUAUAUGAGGGGAAAAUCACUGUAGCUCUUCUAACAUGCUGAAGCGUAGAAAUAAUAACACUUAUUGCAUUUCUGAGAUCUAUUGGUUUAUUCACGAGGAGAAAAGAGGCUAGUGAUCCCUCUCAGACAUCUCUCACUUCACCACAUCACGAAUACCGUUUCAUUCAUGUGAAAAGGAAUCAAAUCACAGAAUCGAAUCAUUGCUCCAAAUAUAACACCAACUUAAUCAAUUAGUGCUUAUUUUUAAUGACUAUUAUUCAUUGUACUGCUUCUUAGGGACAAAAAAAAGAAAAAGAAAAAAGUGAUCUGCAGUCCACUAACGUAAAGAAGAGCAUGCUGAAUUUGGUGUAUUAUGCUAUAAACGUACUUGUGUUGUUCCUGUUUUUAUGCUUUUUGAAACUAAAAUGUCACACUUAGACAAAAAAAUGUGUGUAUAACUGAAAAGGUAUCUACAAUAGACGUUUCUGUUGUUAAUUUGUAUCGACGCGCUACGUGGAAUGUCGAACUUUAAAAAGAUGACUUUGUGCUGCUCACACAGAGAGAGUUUAAAAAAAAAAAAAAUCCUAACAUGGCUGAAUGAAAACGGACUGUUGUAUAAACCAGCACAAGACAACGACACCGUAACUUGACUGAAUGUAUAUUUAGGUAGACAUCGACUUCUUCAUUGGCUUUUGAUUUCUUUUCUCCCCGACACUCAUGCUACGUGGUCUGCUAUCGCUCGUCGUAAGUAGUUAAGUUGGACUUUAAAGGUUCUCGGUUUUCAUACAGUAGCUAAACACCGCUGUUAACAAAUUGGUUUGGUUUGAAAAGUAAGAUUUAACGCUGGAGAAGAGAUAGAUGUUACAGUCGAGACUCGCUAUUGGAGAGAUCAGGGUUGUGUCGUAUCGAUCAUCUGAUGUGAUUUGGUUGAUAGCUGAGGUUUAAAUUGCUGUUCGUCGGUCACAUUUCAAUUCCAGCGUCAUAGCUACAGUAGAAACGGCGUCGACGCAAACGACCUCCGAAUUGCUUAUGGAAAGUGAAAAAUCAGUGGUAGUUUUUCAUCGCUGUAAGCUUUCGCCGAACUUCCCUUAAAAUGCGAACCACAAAACGUACAUCUUCUACGAUAUAACGUUUCUUGAUUAGCACUUCAAUCAAUGGAUUAAACAGCUCCACUAUAAGAAAUCACUCAAUAAAUAAGUCCCAUGUUUCCUUUUCUCAGAUUUUGUUCACACUUUUGACACUAGUACAGCAAGUUCAUGGUUUCUCUAAGGAUUAAUUGACAGGUCGGGUUUUGAAUAUUUGGAUAUCAGGUGUUUUACAUAUAGAGAGCAUCGCUGUGUCUAUGCUGUGGCUGCAUUAUGAUAUGAUAUGAUAUGAUAUGUAGAUAGUAGCCUGAGUUUCCUGUAUAGACUGUACAGUCCAUUUAGAAGAUGGGAAUAGUACGCCACUCUUAUCUAUUAAAUGCAGUGAAAUAUACGUCAUGGACAAGAAUCCACCUGCUUGUUUAGCCCCAAAGAGUUCACGUGUCAGUAACACUGCAUUCAAAGGAUGCAACUCAAGGCAUAAUGCACAUUUAUAAGGCAAACAUAAACACAUCUUCAUAAUAAAUCUCAUUCACAGGUUUGAUCAUGUCAAGUCACCAUGUGACGUCCAUGUAUGUUACGUGAAUCUCAUAGUGGAAAUUUGGUCAAAUCUGCCCACUUUGAAUCGUCUCCAUAAAGAUUUCUGAAUGUUCAAACAUCACUUGAGUAGAACUGUCUUAUGAAUGUGUUUCGAUGUCCUGGUUUAGGAUCCUUUAGCUAAAGCGUCCAUUUUUUACCAGCAUUUAGCAGAGUUAGAACAGUGUAUUCUGUAGUGAUUCAACUGAAAUUUGUAUAGUUCUCCUCAUGACUAUUCCUGCUUCUCCCCAACCCGAUGGAAAUGUAAACAUUGUAACGGAGAUUUUAAUUGCUGCAUUAUUGCCUUUUUCAAUGCUGUGUUUUCUGGAUGUAAUUAUGUAUUUUUAUUUAUAAGUCAUUCUCAGUUGGAGUCCGGGUCAUCCUUCUUCGCUCACAAAACAAAGGAAUAAUUUAAUUAAUUCAAUAAAAUACAAAUCAGUGCUUUUUGCCCUGGAUUUCAUAUGUAUCAUCACAAGGAUGUGGUUGCUGUAAAUUUAAAUUAACGUUAACUGGGCUAUAAAACUAAGCACAAGUGCAUUCAAAUUGUUUCAUUCUCAUGUACUCAUAAUUACGGUUCACCGAUUCCUCAAGCUAUUAAAAAUUUGUUGCCAUUUUUUUUUUCUAAAAAUGUGUUGAAUGUCUAAUUGGCCUCCAUUUUAGUAAUUUGACUGAUAUAUGAUUAAAACAUUACGGAAAACGUUAUAUAUAGGAAUGUGUUGGUAAUAUGUUGAUUUUAAACAGUUGGUGAACCAGUGCUUUGAAGGUGAAUUUUAAAGACUUUUCAAGUGCUUCAGUUGUGAGUCAAUCCUGAAAAAUAAGCUGUUUUCAAAUAUUUUUCGAAUUUUCGCCAAAGACGUGUUCCUGGAUGUGAUUUGAAAGGUUCACUGAUUUGCUGUAUUUCUAAAUGGAACUAAUUGGGUUAUAUUGUACAAGCAAUCUAUCUGAGAACUGGUUUGGCUGAUUGUACUUACAUUAAAAUGUUAAUAAAAUUAAAAAUGACCCACAAAA